Nerophis lumbriciformis (worm pipefish) is the source of this 2055-nucleotide messenger RNA. The record is from RefSeq and is a predicted model, not a curated record. Lineage: Eukaryota; Metazoa; Chordata; Actinopteri; Syngnathiformes; Syngnathidae.
AUGGGUGACUGUCUGGAGGACCAUCUUCAAUGUCCCACCUGUCUGGACAUCUACAAACAUCCUGUCAUUCUUCCGUGCAGUCACAGCUUCUGCCGUGCGUGUCUUCAGCAGUGGAAGGACAAAGGAGAACGAUCGUGUCCACUUUGUAGGACAGAGUUUAGUUCGAUGGAUCCACCUUUUAACUUGACACUCAGGAAUAUGUGUGAGAACCUUUCACAAGCCUCAGUCAAGUCAGAGGACAUGUGCAGCUUGCACCAAGAGGAACUCAAACUCUUCUGUUUGGACCACCGGGAGCUCGUGUGCCAUAUCUGCAGAGACUCAGAAAUCCACGUUGGUCACACGUUCCGGCCCCUCAAAGAAAUUGUGAAAGGUCAUCAUGAGGAACUCCAGGAAGGCCUGCAGAAAGCCAAGGAAAGACUCAAAGAUUACAACAACUGUCGAGAGAACUGCAAUGAACAGGUAGAGUACAUCAAAGUCCAGAAGGAGAAGGUCGAACGCAAGAUUAAGAAGGAUUUUGAGGAGCUCCGGUGCUUUCUCGACGUCGAGGAGGAGGCCAGGUUGGCUGCAGUAAGGGAGGAAGAGCAGAAGAAGAGUAAGAUCAUGAAGGAGAACAUUGUGGUUCUGGGCCAACAAAUGACCGUUCUCUCGGAUGUCAUCAGAAGCACUGAGGACCACCUGGCGUCUGGUAAUAAUUCUUUCAUGAAGAAGUUAAAGAUUGCGAUGAGCAGAAUCCAGGAGCUGCCUAAAACACCGCAGCUGCUGCCAAGGGGUCUGCUGGACGAAGCCAAACACUUAAGAGAACGAUCGUGUCCAAUCUGUCGGACAGAGUUUAGUUCGAUGGAUCCGCCUCCGAACUUGGCACUGAGGAAUAUGUGUGAGAACCUUUCAUGUGCCUCGCUCAAAUCCGAAGACAUCUGCAGCCUGCAUGAGGAGAAACUUCAACUCUUCUGUUUGGACCACCAGGAGCUUGUGUGCCAUAUCUGCAGAGACGCAGAAAUCCACGUUGGUCACAAGUUCCGGCCCCUUGAAGAAGUUGUGAAAGGUCAUCAUGAGGAACUCCAGAAAGGCCUGCAGAAGGCCAAAGAAAGACUCAAAGAUUACAACAAUUGUCAAGAGAACUGCAAUGAACAGGCAGAGUACAUCAAAGUCCAGAGGGAGAAGGUCGAACGCAAGAUUAAGAAGGAUUUUGAGGAGCUCCGUCGCUUCCUCGACGUCGAGGAGGAGGCCAGGUUGGCUGCGGUCAGGGAGGAAGAGAAGAAGAAGACUCACACGAUGAAGGAGAAGAUGGCGGCUCUCGACAGACAAAUGGCCGCUCUCUCGAAUCUCAUCAGAAGCACUGAGGAGCAGCUGGCGUCUGGCAAUGUUUCUUUCAUGAAGAAGUUCAAGACUGCCAUGAGCAGAAUCCAGGAGCUGCCUGAAAAGCCGCAGUUGCUGCCAGGAGGUCUACUGGACGAAGCCAAACACGUGGGCAACCUCAAAUUUAAGGUGUGGGAGCGGAUGAAGGAGACACUCGCCUACAGUCCCGUCAUUCUGGACCCCAACACGGCCUAUCCAAGAAUCAGUCUGUCUGAAGAACUGACCAGUCUGAGUUGGGAAGACGUACAGCAGGAGCGUCCAAAGAAUCCAGAGAGGUGCAAGUGGAAGCGUGUGUUGGGUUGUGCUUUAGACUCUGGAAGACACCUGUGGGAUGUUGAGGUGGUAGACAACAUUGAAUGGCAAGUGGGGAUUAUUUGGGGGGACCCGUGUUUGCCAGAUGAAAUGAUUGGUUGGUUCAUUUGGUUUCGUGAUGGUAAAUACAUUAAUCCCGUUUGCGAUUAUGGAGAAUGGAAUCCGCCUGUCAAAGUGCAGAGGAUCAGAGUUGAAGUGGACAUAAAUGAAAGAGUGGUGUCCUUCUCUGAACCUCUUACAAACACCGAAUUGUGGAACACUAAGAAGCCUUCCAAUUGGCCAGACUUGUCCGGUAACACCAAAAUGUAUCCUUACUUUUGUACAGUACAUAAGAGUCCUCUAAAAUUAAUCCCCUUUCCACCUUGUGUUACGACAGCCAUCAGUUAG